AUGUUGCCCACUGCUGGCUUGUUCCUACCGGAAACACUGCAUCGGGCUGACCUCCCCACGCCAGCGUCUACGGAGACCGAAGGAACGAGGCUGAAGUACUUCCAACGCAAGAUCGGGCGGCCAAAGCAGGAGCCCAGGAACUCUGAAGACCGGCGGCCAUCAAUUGCUAUUCCAAGGGAAACGCCCGAUGACAUCUCAUGCGACUUUCCAGCGAUACCGACUACCUACUACUUUGCGGACUAUGUCCUCACCACUGAGAAGGCUUCUGCGGAUACCAUCGCUUUCGUGAGCAUCAUCCAACAAGUGCGACAAGAUAUCGAUGAGGCGACGCGCCUUUUCAUCUCGUCUGCGGUUUCGAAUUUCCUGGAUGCUUAUCCAAAUAAGCGGAGAUGGAUCGAGACUUCUUUGCUCGAGGUGCGGCGUGCUCUUAAUGAGAUCGGCAUGGAUAUGGACAAAGCCUGGGGCCACGAUGGAGAUGGCGGCACAGCUGCAUCGAAGCUCAAGCUUGAGUGGGGUCUAAGAAACCAGAAAAAAAUUCUGAAAAAGAAGCAGCUAUUAGAUCAGUGCCACGCUCAGUUGACCGGUGCUAUCUACGUCAUGCAAACGGCAGAACUUUGUGGGAAGCCUGGUGCUAUCGCAGAAACACCCAUUUUCGAGGCUCCGGUACGACCUUGGGUACCUCAUGAUGAGAAAGACGCGCUACGUGGGCCUUAUUCAAGGCAGAAAUACCGAACGAAUCAGGCGAAUGUCUCCGCAUCAAAUAUCACACUGGCGUCUGAAGCCGAAAAAGACGACGUCGAAACCGGUAGUGUCAAUUCGGUGCCUGUAGAGCUGGCCGGUAGUACGCCGGCUGACUUGGACAUCGAGGAGAGGCAAAACUCACAGACCUUCUUGAGCCCUCAGGUAUCCCGCGAAUUCAAUACUGAAAGCUCGACACUGUCCAGACGACCACGAGCACGCUCAGACUACUCCCGACAAUCCGUCCUUCGGGAACCAAGACCUCGCGCCUCCAUCGAUGUCGCUCCUUCCACGUCGAAUAAUGGCGAUGCAACAAUCGAGCGCACCGACUCCACUCUGUCCACACAAGCUACGGUCAGCGUCCCCAUGGUAGCGAGACGGUAUCGAGCAACGUCGAUAGACAUCCAAAGGCAUAGCGAAAAGCACAGGUCUUUGCCAUCGGAGCUCCCUCAUCUCAAGAGCCAGCCGUCACUUAUCGAUGAUCUGGCGGACUAUGUGAUGCCUAGUGCGGCGAGUGAGAGGCUGCCGAGUAGAGAAUGGCCAAACACUCCAAUAAUUUCUAUUCCAUCGAUUUCGGUGACGUCGACCCCAACAACCGGUCAUAUGUUGCCUGCUGUCCCCGAGACGACGUCUAUGACGAAUGCGAUGACAGAUGAUCUAUCUAACAUCGCGACCAAGACUACUGCAGCUCAACCAUCGCCCCAUCAGCUUCCUACAAGUAGCGAAAGUCUUGCGCAAUCACCACAACAUAAGAAGGGGGAUGCGGAUGCGCCGUCGAUGAAUGAGGACGACUCGAGCCUGCAACGAAACAGCUUUGCCUCUGUGGAGCAGACGCCAGUCGAGCUAGACGAUGACGACGUCGUGCUCUCCGUCCUUCAGCAGCGACUUCGUAGCCACAAAGUCGUCAAGACGAUGGCGGAAGACUUGGUGCGACAGGCUUCCACAACAGAAGCGGCGCAACCGAUAACGGACACGCAACAAGCCAUACUUUCACCACCCGUAUUGCACGAGCAACCAAUUCCCACACCGAAACAAGAGUUGCGCGUGGAGGUACCACCCACUACCUCAUCAGUCCCAGUUCAGGUAGAGAUACCUCCUCCCGUUCCGUCUGUUCCAGUGCAGCCAGAAGAUGUCCCAGCGCCUUCCAAUGGAAGUCAAAACGGAGAUGGGCCGAAGAAACCUAUGUCAGCGCAGGCUAAGCGAAGAGCUGCGCACGCACGGAGAAUGCAACUAGCUUUUGGUGACGAUACGACGGCUUGA
Alternaria viburni is the source of this 1998-nucleotide messenger RNA. RefSeq lists its product as uncharacterized. Bases 1 to 1998 code for a protein of 665 amino acids. The transcript is spliced from 3 exons. Lineage: Eukaryota; Fungi; Ascomycota; Dothideomycetes; Pleosporales; Pleosporaceae. The record is from RefSeq and is a predicted model, not a curated record.